Molecule: messenger RNA, 1209 nt
Organism: Opisthocomus hoazin
Lineage: Eukaryota; Metazoa; Chordata; Aves; Opisthocomiformes; Opisthocomidae
Source: RefSeq, a predicted model, not a curated record
AUGGAGGACAAGGAGGUGGCUUGCCGCAGCCUGUUUAUAUCAGCUGAUGAUGCAAACAACGUUAUUAAUAGACAGAGGCGUGCCAGUUCCCUACUUUUGGAGGAGGUCCUCCAAGGCAGCUUGGAAAGGGAAUGCCUUGAAGAGAGAUGCACACAAGAAGAAGCAAGAGAAGUAUUUGAAAAUGAUGAAAUGCUCAAAAUGUUUUGGGAUGCCUACCACGUUCGGAGAGACGUAGCCCAUUCCUUUCCGAACUGCUUUCGGCAACGCUCGCCGCCGGGGAGGGGGCUGGAGGACAGCAUCCGCGGCUACACCUGCACCUGCGCCGAGGGCUACGAGGGAGAGAACUGUGCUUUCGCUAAAAACGAAUGCCACCACCAAGCGAAGGAGGGAUGUCACCACUUCUGCUACCCGGGAAGUACUUCUUACCGCUGUUCCUGUGCUGAUGGCUACGAGCUCGGGAAGGACAACAAACAGUGCAUUGCGUUAGAUCAUUGUGCAUGUGGCAGACUUCAAGACAAUAAUAAUCUGAUAAGUGAAACCAGGAAGAAACGUGAUGAGCGAUUUCCUUGGCAGGUCCUGCUGCUAAACUCCGAAGGGAAGGGCUUCUGUGGAGGAGUGCUGCUAAAAAGUAACUUCGUACUGACUACAGCGGAGUGUGCCCUUCUGCACAGCCACUUCGAAAUCGGGGUUGGUGCUGGGCUGAACGGAACAAGUGGAACUGAGAAGACAAUGCAAGUCAGCGAGAAGCACAUUCACAUCCGGUACGACGAAGACACCGGUGAGAACAACAUUGCACUACUGAAACUCCAAGGGCACGUCGAGUGCAGCAACCACCAGCUUCCUGUGUGCACCCCUGAAAGAGACUUUGCAGAACACGUUUUAAUUCCAAAAUUGGCUGGUACAGUCAGUGGCUGGAGAAUGGAAGGCGAUGAACUUCACGAUGAUGAGCUGCAGGUUUCAUACCUUCCUGCCGAGGACUGCAAACAAACACUCAACGUCAGCCUCACCAACAGGCAGUUCUGUGGACACCUCCAGGAGGCCGUGGACAAACAACUGGCAGGAGGAAGCUUUCUGGCUACCAAGUAUAAGGGCACUUGGUUUCUGACCGGUAUCCUGGGAUCUUGGCCACUAGAAGACACCGACCGGGAAACAUUUCUAUUCACUAACACUGCGAGGUAUAUGAUAUGGUUUAAACAAAAAAUGAAAUAA